CAUCAGGCGACCGGCUUGACGAUAAUAGAACGGGAUUUCGAAUAGCUUGGGGAAUUUUAGACUUGUAUACUCUACUUUAGGCCUUUUUUCCACAGUUAACUGUACUAGCAGUCCUUUAUAAAAUGAACGGUUUAAAAGCUGCGUCUCAAUUUAUAAACAUUCUUGUAAAACAACAUGCACAAAUGAUCAGGGUGACCUCUCAUCCUGUGAGGUAUUUCAAAAAAAUUUAUACAAGAACUGGUGAUAAAGGGACAAGUAUGACUUUUACUGGUGUCAGAAAGCCUAAGGAUGACACAGUUUUUCAUGCUCUUGGAUCCACUGAUGAGCUUUCCUCAGCCAUAGGUUUGGCUGCUGAGUAUUGCAAAGAGGCAGGUCAUUCUGUAGAUGAGAAAUUGCAUCUUAUUCAGUGUGUUCUUCAAGAUGUUGGAUCAAAUAUUGCCACCCCAUACAGUUCUGCCAGAGAGGCACAUUUGAAACAAGUUCAAUUUGACAGCAAUAUUAUUAAUGAACUGGAGUCAUGGAUUGAUGAAUUAGAUGCUGAAUUGCCUCCCUUGAAGAAUUUUAUCCUGCCUUCAGGUGGAAAAGCUGCGUGUAGCUUACAUUAUGCAAGAUCUGUCUGUAGACGUGCUGAGAGAUGGAUGGCCCCACUUGUUAGGGACAAAGAAAUUGAUGUGGAAACUCUGAAAUUUGUCAACAGGUUAAGUGAUUACCUUUUCAUGGCUGCCCGAUAUUGUGCUAUGAAAGAAGGCAGGGAGGAAAAGAUUUACACCAGAGUUUCACGCCAGGACCCAAAUGAUAGAUCUGCAAGGAACACAGGAACUUCCAUAGGGAACAUGAUGACAAAGAACUGAGGCCUGACUCUUCUUGGAUGUGGUGUUUGCAGCUUUAUGCAAUCAUCUCUUGCUGCAUGAGGUCAUGAUGGGAGACAACUGGUCAUCAGAGAGAAUUUCUCAUGUUGUGGGAUAUUUAUUUUAGGAACAGCUUGUCAUGUUAGGAUUUGUGACAACCAGGAGUGACUUGUCACACAUUAGGACAUGAUUAUCAGAAACCAUGUGAUAAUCAGAAGCAAUGAAAUGCGAUCAUCUGAUUUAAGGAAAGUAAGGAUCAGUAUCAUCUGAUUGGAUAUAUAACUUAAAGACAUUGUGUCUUGUUAGCGUAAGUGAUUAUAAGACAUUAUGUAUAUGUAUGGUUACCAAAUUUUUCAUUGUGGUAAUGAAUUUGUUUUAUUAUACAAAAACAAAGUAAUGUAUGAAAACCUGAAGUUUAACUACAUACAUGUGAUUAUUUAGCCAAGUGCACAUUUAGUCAAAACACAGUUAUUUUGUGUAACCAUUGCUGUCAACAUUUUUUUGUGUGUAAAACAUAGUAGUAGGGUAGACCAGAAAAGUUUUUUUUUAAAUUGAGUGGUGUUUAAUCUGCAAUUUUUUUCGCAUUUGGUUGUGUGUGUUGUUUUUUUUUUUACCAUUGAGUAAAUUACAAUGCAGUCUUUAACUAAAUUAGUAUUACUUUAGAAUACUUUAUCUGGCUCAUGCUUAAAUUUAAAUACUAUAUUUAACUAAUUUAUGUCUAUCUCAUUUAUAUGCUUUUGCAUCUUAACAUUUAUUUAAUCCUAUAUUUCUAAGAUUUUAAUAUGUAAGAAUGUUUGAAAUAUUAGAUCUCCAGGCAUGGCAUGGCUGAAUAAAAAGGGUAGUUAUCAAGUCCAUUUCAAAUUUUUGAUAGAUGAAUAGAUGUUGUAAUUAAAAAUGAUAGUCUAAAUUUUCAUUUAAUUCAUUGUAAAAAUAUACAUAAUACAGUUAAUAUAAUGUAAUUAUGAAAAAUAGACUUGUAUUAAUUUAAGAAAAGUAAAUUAUAAUCCUGAUGGCCUCAUUGGUUGUAAAAUCAAAUUUUUUAUUCUCUCCACAACCAAAUUAUGGCAUGCUUUAAUAUAUUUGCCUUUUUCCCAUCAAUAAACAGAUUUCGACAAACAUUAUUAUUAUUUUAACUGUCGCUUUAAUUUAUAUCAUAUAUUCUUUACAUAGAUUUCUGUUUUGCUUUUUCUAUUUUCAUAAAAACAUUUUUAAAUAGUUCAUUAUUUAUUUGCUAAAUAUGCACAUUUUUAAUAAAUUGAUCUUGCACAAAAAAUCCAUUCCAUAUCAUAUUACUUACUCUGACUUUUCAAACCACAAAUGAAACUUAAUGUAACUACAUAAUUUUUAUUAAUUUUCUAUAUUAAUGUUAAAGCCUAUAAAAAAAAAUAGAUAAACAUGAACCAAAUAUUUUCUAAAUUUUUAGUCAUGACAAGCUAAAGUUUCUCAAUUGUAUAUAAUGUGCAUUUGUGUUCUUAAAAUAAUAAAGAUUAUUGUAUCUUUAAGUUUUGUUUUAAGAAUUAAAAUGUGUGUUGAAAACUAUUGCCACUUUUAUAUAUUUUCUAUAUCUCAAAGUGCAUUUAACAGAAAAUAUUUUUUCUUUGCCUCUGCCGCCUUAAGUGUUUUUUUUUGUGUUUGGUAAAGAUGGUUUUUAUUUUUGAAGUUUUUAAAUACGAUUUACAUUUAUCACAGAAAAUAGUAUUUUUUGAAAUACGUCCAGUAAUUUUCUAAGAAACUUGAAUAAACAUCUA
Messenger RNA from Physella acuta, 2596 nucleotides. Its product is annotated as corrinoid adenosyltransferase MMAB. NCBI's taxonomy places the organism in Eukaryota, Metazoa, Mollusca, Gastropoda, Physidae. The record is from RefSeq and is a predicted model, not a curated record. Gene Ontology annotation, molecular function: corrinoid adenosyltransferase activity.